Messenger RNA from Stegostoma tigrinum, 2421 nucleotides. Its product is annotated as extracellular calcium-sensing receptor-like. Gene Ontology annotation, cellular component: membrane. The transcript has 6 exons. Gene Ontology annotation, molecular function: G protein-coupled receptor activity. The record is from RefSeq and is a predicted model, not a curated record. Gene Ontology annotation, biological process: G protein-coupled receptor signaling pathway. NCBI's taxonomy places the organism in Eukaryota, Metazoa, Chordata, Chondrichthyes, Orectolobiformes, Stegostomatidae. The coding region runs from base 70 to 2421 and encodes 783 amino acids.
UUUCAACACCAACCAGAAGCUGGAAAGUGCAGAAACUUUUGGGUCAGAGGUUUCCGUUUUGUGCUGACAAUGAUUUUUGCCAUUGAAGAAAUCAACAAGAACCCAAGUCUGCUUCCUAAUGUUACUCUGGGUUAUCGGAUAUAUGACACUUGCACCAUGCUGCCUUUGACACUGAAAGCAAGCUUUGAAUUUCUAAACAGCGGUGAAUACAUGACCUCCAAUUGCCGAAGGUCCUCUACAGUAUCUGCUGUUGUUGGUGAAUCUGGAUCCUCGCAGUCUAUAGCAAUGUCCACCCUAAUCAGUCCGUUCAGCAUUCCCAUAGUGAGUUAUUUUGCCACCUGUGCAUGCCUGAGUAACAAGAAGGAAUAUCCAUCUUUUUUCAGAACGAUACCAAGUGACAAAUUUCAGGCAAGAGCCUUAGCCCAUCUGGUAAAGCACUUUGGUUGGACGUGGAUCGGGACAAUUAGGAAUGAUGAUGAUUAUGGAAACUUUGGGAUGCAAGCUUUCACCGAAACUGUCCAACAAUUGGGUGUUUGCAUUGCUUUCUCUGAGUCUAUUCACAGAAGCUACCACAGAGACAAGCUACUUCGAAUCAUAGAUACUGUACGGAAAUCUUCAACCAAAGUUGUUUUGGCAUUCGUUGCUAUUUCAGAAAUGAGGAUUUUGAUAAAUGAAUUUGCACAACAGAAUGUGACUGGUAUACAAUGGAUAGGAACUGAGGCUUGGGUAUCAUCACAGUUUCUACCCCAGGAAAAAAGCAGGCGGCUUGUGUCAGGCACGAUUGGUAUUGCAAUUCGUCAGGUAGAUAUACCAGGACUGAGAGAAUUUCUCAUGGAUGUCCGUCCUUCAAUGUUUCCAGGCAACCAUUUAGUGAAAGAGUUUUGGGAAUCAACCUUUGGCUGUGCACUGAAGGGGACAGAUAGCAGAACAGAUGAUGUUCCCUCCACUAUGUUGAAAGAAUGUACCGGAAAAGAGAGUUUGCGGAUGAUACACAAUGAACUUACUGAUGUCUCACUCUACCGAGUUACUUACAAUGUAUAUAAAGCUACAUAUGCGAUAGCCCAUGCUCUUCAUGACAUGCUCUUGUGUAAAAGUGGCAAAAAUCCAUUUCUUCACAACAGUUGUGCAAAUAUCUCAAGUUUUCAACCCUUGCAGUUGCUGCAUUAUAUGAAAGCAGUUAAUUUCACGACAAAGCUCGGUGAAAAUGUAUAUUUUGAUGAUAAUGGAGACCCAGUGGCCAUGUAUGAUAUUGUAAACUGGCAACCCAAUGCGGCUGAUGGUGUGGACAUUGUCAGUGUUGGAGUCUUUGAUGGAUCAGCCCCUCCAGGACAAGAAAUUGUCAUUAAGGAUGAAGCAAUUUUAUGGAAUGGAGAUCAGAUCAUGGUUCCAAGAGCAAUUUGCUCGGAAAGCUGCCCCAUUGGGACAAGAAAAGCAACAAGAAAAGGUCAACCCCUUUGCUGCUUUGACUGCAUAAAAUGCACUGAAGGUGAAAUUAGCAACGUCACUGAUUCACCAGAUUGCAUUAAAUGUCCACGGGAAUAUCGUUCGAACUGGAGACGAGACGAAUGCGUCUUAAAGAACAUUGAGUUUCUUUCUUUUGGUGAAAUGAUGGGGAUUAUUUUUGUAACUCUAGCACUUCUUGGAGUUUCCAUCACAAUCGGCAUAUUUGCUUUGUUUUAUGUUCACAAAAAUACUCCAAUUGUCAAAGCCAACAACUCCGAGUUGAGCUUUUUGCUUCUUUGUGCAUUGACUCUGUGUUUUCUGUGUUCAAUGACGUUCCUUGGAGAACCUUCCAGCUGGUCUUGUAUAUUGCGUCACACAGCAUUUGGUGUCAUUUUUGUUCUUUGCAUUUCGUGUGUUUUGAGUAAAACAGUUGUUGUGGUCAUUGCAUUUAAAGCUGUGCUUCCUGGCAAUAACAUGAUGAGGUGUUUUGGACCUACACAACAGCGCCUAUCUGUGUGCUUCCUUACACUGAUGCAAUGCCUAAUAUGCUUAGUAUGGCUAAGAACAUCACCUCCUUAUCCUUUCAAGAACAGCGACUAUUUCAGUGAAAUAAUUGUUUUUGAAUGCAAUGUAGGUUCGUCAAUAGCCUUUUAUUGUGUACUGGGUUAUAUUGGUUUUCUGUCUUGUGUGUGUUUUGUGGUCGCGUUUCUAGCUCGACAACUUCCAAACAAUUUCAAUGAAGCUAAACACAUCACUUUCAGUAUGCUUAUCUUCUGUGCUGUGUGGAUAACUUUUAUUCCAGCAUAUAUCAGCUCCCCUGGCAAAUAUGCUGUAGCUGUGGAAGUCUUUGCGAUUUUAGCGUCCAGCUUUGGACUAGUUUUCUGUAUUUUUGCUCCCAAAUGUUACGUUAUCCUGUUGAGAAAAGACAGGAAUACAAAAAAGAAUAUGAUGGAUAAAUUGGCUUCCAAUGGCCUAUAG